AUGAAGUGGUAUUUCACCAAUGUGAAUGUUCGCAACAUCUCAAUCAUCAGGAACCAUGCAAGCUGCAGACGAGAAUUCUCGAGGCCGUCUUUUGCGCCAAAGCCUACACUGAACCUGAAGCACAUUCGCCAGAACCCAGGAUUGUACGAGCAGAAUUGUAAGGAUCGCAAUUACACGCCUUUCGCACGAAAUGGAUGGAAGAUUCUUGAGCUUCACGAGCGCUUGAUCCAUCAACAGCGCGAAUCGAUUGACCUGAGGAAGCGUAGCAAUGCACUCGGAAAGGCACUCAGUCGACGGCCCGACAGCGGAACAGAGGAUGAGGAGACUUCAAAUGGUAGGAUCGCGGAGGCGCGAGAUAUCAAGGCCCAGCUGGCCGAGAUUGAGAGCAAAGAGAAACAAUGGACGGAAGAGAUUGAACAGCUUGCGCUAGAGCUCCCAAACCUCAGCUGCUUGAACACACCUGUUGGCAAAAACCCGAAGCUUUUGGAAACCGUUGGACAGCUGCCGGGCAUCGCCGCAGGUACACCUGGCAAGAGUCAUGUCGAAAUUGGAAAAGAGCUAGGAAUCCUUGACUUCGAAGCCAGCGCGACGACAAGUGGAUGGGGCUGGUAUUUCCUUCAGAACGAGGGCGCUUUGUUGGAGCAGGCGCUGGUUCAAUACACUCUCUCGGUCGCCAUGAAACGAGGCUGGAAAAUCAUGACGCCCCCCUCUCUGGUGUACUCGCACAUCGCGAGCGCCUGUGGCUUCAUGCCGCGAGAUCAGAAUGGCGAGACACAGAUCUACCACAUCGCUCAAGCUGAUUCUGACAGCGGUCCCGAGAAAUCAAGUUUGGUUCUGACAGGCACCGCUGAGAUCCCGUUCGCUGGAUCACAGGCCAACAAAAUCUUACAGGCAAGCGAUCUGCCUUUGAAAUACAUAGGUGCCUCGAGAUGCUAUCGUGCCGAAGCUGGUGCCCGAGGAGUUGACACCAAAGGAUUGUAUCGCGUGCACGAGUUCACAAAAGUUGAGAUGUUCGCUUGGACGCUUCCACAGCCAGACAACAAUGGCGACCGCUUUGGAGAUUUUGAUACAGAUGCUUUGCCUGCGGAUCACGUUUUCAGCGAGAUGAUUGAGAUACAAAAGGAGAUCCUGCAAUCUCUGGGAUUGCACGCAAAUGUGCUUGAGAUGCCGUCUGCUGAUUUGGGAGCCAGUGCGAAUCGAAAGGUGGACAUUGAAGCGUUCUUCCCCUCCCGCACCACGAUCAACGAUGGCUACGGCGAGGUCACAUCGGCUUCCAUCUGUACAGAUUACCAGUCCCGUCGCCUGGCCACUCGAAUCAAGGGUACCAGUGCAGGAAAAUUGGAGUGGCCACAUACUGUCAAUGGUACCGCACUGGCUGUCCCUCGAGUGCUGGCUUGUUUGCUCGAAACUCACUGGGACGAGCAAUCACGUUCCGUGAUCGUUCCGGAAGUGCUGCGACGAUACUUGCCGGACGGCAUGGAUGUGAUCAAACGCAAGACAUGA
Dissoconium aciculare CBS 342.82 is the source of this 1503-nucleotide messenger RNA. Its product is annotated as seryl-tRNA synthetase. Gene Ontology annotation, biological process: mitochondrial seryl-tRNA aminoacylation. The transcript has a single exon. Gene Ontology annotation, molecular function: serine-tRNA ligase activity; ATP binding; tRNA binding. NCBI's taxonomy places the organism in Eukaryota, Fungi, Ascomycota, Dothideomycetes, Mycosphaerellales, Dissoconiaceae. Bases 1 to 1503 code for a protein of 500 amino acids. The record is from RefSeq and is a predicted model, not a curated record. Gene Ontology annotation, cellular component: mitochondrion.